UCUCUCUCUGUGGCGUGUAAAGAAAAAAAACUUUAGGCUCCACUAAACAGAGCUCGCCUUUGCAGCGCAGAGCGAAUCUCUACGCCGCCGACUUAGGUCCGUUCACUUUGCGGAUCCAGUUUGCAGAAAUAAAAUAAUAAUGGAAGUUCAUCAAAUGGAUCAGAGGAACUUCACUUUUCACCGGAGAUCGUCGGUCCGCGCCUCGUUCUCAAUCUUUCUUCUCUUUUUCCUGCUGUCGCUUCUGUCAGGUUCAACCUCAGCGGGUGUCUCACCACAGACAAUAACAGCCUAUGUGGGUGAAACAGUCAUCCUGCCGUGUCGCAUCGAUGUUAAUGGAGAACUCCCCACGCUGGAGUGGUCCAAGGAGGGGUUAUCCCCUUCAAACAUUACCUUACUGUACCGACAAGGCUGUGAGACGUUUGGGAUGAAAAAUCUGGCAUUCCUUUACAGGACAAACCUUUUGCUGAACAACCUAAAAGAUGGCAACAUCUCUCUGAUUAUCUACAACCUGAAACUGUCCGAUGGGGGUACGUACCACUGCAGGACCCUCAGGGGGAAGCAGUGGCAGAUUCAUGCAAUCCUGAUCCUAAAUAUGGGUGCUGUUUCGGAACCAAAGCUCACAUUUGUUCACACCACUGCUGGUGGUGGAUUGACCCUAGAGUGUAAGGCUGAAUGCUGGUUCCCUGAGCCUGAGAUAACGCUGCACGAUGAUGAAGGGAAUGAGCUUCUGGCGGAAAGCAUGAAAAGAUCUACAGCCACAGCAGAAUGCUUCACUGUCACCAGGAGAGCGACUGUAAAGACUCACGUCAGCAGAGUGACCUGUACAGUCCAUGGGAAAAUGCUGAAUCAGACCAAGAAAACUGAGAUUUUUAUUCCAGUAUCUUUAGGUCACUGUAUGCAGUCUUGCUUAAACUAUGGAUUCAUCACUGGAAUCAUUGUUCUUGUUCUGACAAGUGGAACGGCUGUCUGUAUACACCAAAAACUUUGGGAGAGGAGACGAAACUGCUGUCUAAGAAGAAAAAAAUCAGAUUCAUACAAAAAUGACGAAGAAAAGGCAGAAAAAAGACCGAAAUCCAAACACAAUGGUACCUCAGAGCCAGAGAAGAGGACACAUGAUUCGGGAUCCUCAGAGCAAGUAACCCUAUGCUCAAGUGACAGCAGAUCCCUGGAGGGACAGUCAAGAACAUCCCCCAACCCUCAUAAUACAGACAGACCAAAAAAUACAUCUUCCAAGGCAUCUCAUCUGCUCCCACCUGCUAGACUUCAGAGAAACCUAAGUUACCGAUCAGAUAAAAGUGAGGAUUCUGAGUCACUGCUCCAAGGGGGCCCAAUAACUGAAGAACAGGAUAACAGUCUGCCAAACAGCAGUUAAAAAACAGCUGAUCAGAACUUUUUAGGCAGGGCUUCCCUUUAGUUUUUCUUAUCCCCCUUUUUCAGUCUACAAUGAAUUAAUUACAUGGUUUACAUGGUGGCACAGCUUGUUUUCUCUGUGGCCUUGUGGUAAGAGGGUUAAAAUGGUGGGCUUUCAGUGUGGAGUUUCUAUGUUCUGUCCAGAUACUGUUGCUUUCCCCCUCAAUCCAAAGAUUUGACGGUUUAGUUGUACCAGGCUGUUGCUCAAUGACUGCUGGAGAUGUGUUACCAGUCCCAUUGCAACCCUGCCAGAAUAAGUGUAUAAUGUAUAUAAUUACUAUAUAUAUAUAUAUAUAUAUA
Molecule: messenger RNA, 1710 nt
Organism: Cyprinodon tularosa
Lineage: Eukaryota; Metazoa; Chordata; Actinopteri; Cyprinodontiformes; Cyprinodontidae
Product: butyrophilin subfamily 2 member A2-like
Exons: 6
Coding region: 140-1372 (410 amino acids)
Source: RefSeq, a predicted model, not a curated record